Mesitornis unicolor (brown roatelo) is the source of this 2562-nucleotide messenger RNA. It is a transcript of the gene DLGAP5, whose product is annotated as discs, large (Drosophila) homolog-associated protein 5. Lineage: Eukaryota; Metazoa; Chordata; Aves; Mesitornithiformes; Mesitornithidae. Gene Ontology annotation, molecular function: microtubule binding. The transcript is spliced from 18 exons. Gene Ontology annotation, cellular component: cytoplasm; nucleus; spindle pole centrosome. Gene Ontology annotation, biological process: kinetochore assembly; signaling; centrosome localization. Bases 1 to 2562 code for a protein of 853 amino acids. The record is from RefSeq and is a predicted model, not a curated record.
AUGGAGGCUGCCUCCCAGUUUGCCGGUCGGUACAAGAAGGAUUUGAGUACAGAAGCCCUCAGAACAAAAGUCGCGCGGAGAAAAUCAAUGCUUCAGAAGGAGAACAGGCACAAGUUGUUUGAAAAGGGCAGGCGGUUUGGAUUGGCAGAUGUCAAUGUUCAGCCCUUGAAAGAGAGAGGAAUUUCUCAAUUAAAUGAGACAAAUGAAGUGUGCUCUCAAGAGAACAGCAGUGUAAAGCAGAAGCAAUCUACAAAUGCAGCCACAAAGAGGAUUAACGAGCGCAAAGAAAUGCUACAGCGCUAUAAAGAAGAGAAGGAACUUCGAAAACUGAAAGAGCAAAGAGAGAAAGCAAAGAAGGGUGUGUUCAAAGUUGGGCUAUAUAGACCAGCCGCGCCUGGAUUUCUUUCACGUGUGUCUGAAGAUCCUGUAAUAGUGAAGCCAAGAGAGCAGGCAACUCCUGCUUUCUCUGGGAGGAUUACUCGAUCAAAGGCCAAGAACCAAGAAGAGAAAACUGUGAUACCAACUGCAUCCAAGCACACCACGGUCCGCACCACUGGGAAUAGUGUGCGCCCUACACAGGCAGGACGUAAGCAGACGAGUACGGACAAAGCAGCUGACAAAGAGAAAGUGUUGCAGACUGCAGUCCAGACAACCUCAAAUGUAAGAAUCACCAGAGCAGCCGCCUCUGCAGCUAAGCAGAUGCUGAAAACAACAGCUACCGCUGCUACUACUGGUAACCAGUCCCAGAGAAAGACAGUGAAUGCAGGAAAGCAGAAACAAGCAGUCAAACCUGACAUCAAGGAGGUAAUUCCUUCAUCAAAACAUGAAGUGGAUAAAAAUGCCCAACUGGAUCCAGCAGUGAAGGAUUCUGCUGAUGAUUUUGAACAUUCAGCGACAGCAGAACUUCAACAGGAACACACCGCAGCCGAAAACAAAACUGAUUCUGUUCCAGGGAGACCCAGAACACGCUCUUUUGCUCCUCAAAACUUUGUGUUUCAGCCAUUAAAUGGAUUAGCAACCUACAAGGUUACGCCCAUGACUCCUUCUAGGGCAAAUGCCUUUUUGACACCUAAUGCCUUCUGGGAUUUUUCGACUUCUCCAGUUAAUAUAAUUGAAAAAUCCAGUGAAACUAAGGAACAAGAGUCUAAUUUAAAAACUCAUGUUUCACCUGCUGACAUAAGCAUUCAAGAACAGCAAAUCACUGCAAGUCUGAAAGAAGAAAAAGCAAGUGAAUCAGAUGAGAAAAUGUCCAUUCAGACAUCAGAGGAAACAAUUCCUGUCUCUGUAGAUACAACAGCGCUUGAAAUGAAGUCAGUUGAUAUAAGAGAGCAGGAGCAUGAUGUGCCCUAUUUCAGGAAUAUUCUGCAGUCUGAGACAGAGAAGCUGAUGUCUCAGUGCCUUCAGUGGGAUGGAAAAAUGGAGUUGGACAUUCCAGAGGAUGCUAAAGAUCUGAUUCGCACCACAGUUGGUCAGACAAGACUGCUUAUAGCAGAAAGGUUUAAACAGUUUGAAAGCCUGGUGGAUAACUGUGAGUUUAAACGGGGUGAAAAGGAAACGACAUGUGCAGACUUAGAUGGAUUUUGGGACAUGGUUAAUUUUCAGAUCGAAGAUGUGAAUAAAAAAUUUGAUCAUCUGAAGAAGCUUCAAGACAAUGAGUGGCAACCACUUGAUGUGCCAAGCAAAGCAAUUGUCAAGAAAAGUACUAUUCCAAAUGGAGUGUCUAAACCAAAGCUGGGAGCGGCUGGGAGAGCUGCUGCCCGAAACCGGCUUGCUGCUGUAAAAGCAGCUAUGAGGGACAAAAUGAAGCAUGAUGGAGCUGCUGAAUGUACGGAUAAGGAGAAGCUACCAGAAGUAGAAAAAGUGGUUUUUGAAGCGGGAUUUUUCAGAAUUGAAAGCCCUGUGAAAACUGUUACAGGCUUGCUUUCCAAGACAUCUCGCAGAUCUUCCCAGCGAGCUUCAGGAAAGCUGGCAACUCCAAGACCAUCCAGUAGAGCUUCGCUUCGGAGCGUCACUUCUGCUCUCUGUGACCCCGAGGAUGCCGCAGCAAAACAAGCAACACCCGUGCUUAGUGGCUUCCACCCAGCACAAAGUUUGAAAAUGCACCAGUUUCCCACUGAAAAAGCUCCCCCACUGGAAAAACUCCCUGGUGGUUUUCUUGAACAAAGUGUUUCUGUAGUUGCAGAAGAACACUGUCCUGUUGCUGGCACAACAGAGGGAUCUAAGGUGCUGGAGAAUUCUGGCAGUGAACUAAAAGCAAUGGAUGGCAUGGAGGAGAUGGAGCUCUCUGCUGCUGACCAGCAAGGGCAAGACGUUGUCAUGUGUGGUCCGGAGGAGACCUGCACAGAGCCCAACGUUGUGCAGUCUGGAGAACCAAAAAUACAUCAAACAGAUGCUUCAUGUAAUGAUUCAACACCCACUGGCAGAAGUCCUUUUGAUGUGCCCAUGCUGGAUGCUGAGCUCCCCUUCACUCCAGUCAAGAGCAGAGCCCAGACACUUGCAGCAGCUGAAGCAUUCGCUGACCUGAUUGUGUUUUCUCCCCUUUCUUCCUCUGGGGGAAAAUGA